AGUUUCACAGCCAGGAUAUUGACUGGAGUCCAGAAAAUGGCUUGAAGAAACCAAGACUAUGGACUUCUUACAAAAUAAAAACCUAUAUCAACUCGCAUGGAAAAAGAUGGAUUCAUAUUUCAUGGACGCAUUCCUUUCAGUGGAUGAAUGAAAAGGCAACUUGUGACGUUUCUGGAGAACUGAUCUUAAAGAAAAUACUGGAUCUACAACCUAUUUUUUGGAUUCUUGCCGGUUGACUUUUUUCUAACUAUACAGCGACUGGAUUAUUAUUUAAACCACUGAAGAAUUUAAAAGAAGUAAACAUUGAUCAAACUCCUGCAUAAAAUAUCUGAAAUGCAUUGAGGUGUCAGUUGCGCUGUUGGUUUAAGGACGAGUAGAAGGAGCAGCUACUUUGGUACAAUAUUUACAAAUCUCCUUUGGAUUUCUUGAAAAAAACUGGAUUUAGGCUCAUGCCAGAGGGUGCAGAUGACAGUUGGGACCCACCGGAUCUUCUCUUGAGGAAAUAAGAGCAGAUCCGGUUCUCCAUUUUUCUCCCUGGCAACAAAACGCGCUCUAUGGCAUAAAACUGGCUGUCCACCAUGCCAGUAGCCAUACGGAAAAGAAGUUGGGAGGAGCAUGUGACGCAUCCUUCAGGAUUACAGUACAGUUAUGAUGAUUUGGAUCUGGUCUGCUGUCAUGGGGUGGACAGCGAGGGUCCCUGGAUGGCAGCAGGGGCUUCCAAACAAGGUCGACGUAUGAGGUGUGCUUCCAUGCCAGAGGGCUGCCACCGACUGCCCCCAGAGGAUGCGGCCCAGACUCUUGAGCUCACAAAUGAUGAUAAAGAACCAGAACAGUCGAUGGAAAGUCACGAAAAAGUUCCUCUGGAUUCGCAGGACGAAUCAGUUAAUCACUUUCAUGAGUUUGUGGAAGAUGACAUUCCUAAAAGGGCCUCUGAAUCAGAGCAUCUCAAAACCACAGUUGUUGGAAAUUCUACGGAAUUUCAAUUUAACUGUAACAGUGGGAUGUCCACAGCAGACCAUUCUUUUUCAGUUUGUAGCAGUAGUCACGGCGAGAAAACUACUAAUGGUGAAGGUAAAGAUGGUGCAGAGAGUGUCCAGAAUUCUGACAUUUGCAAUAAUGAUAGUGUCUUUAAAAAUCCACAUUUUCUUCGUGAAGAGCAACAAUGCAUCUCUAUCUCUUCUAACAAUGGGCUUCCACUGUCUGAAUCUGCUGGUGAGAAGCCUGGCAAACUUCCAAAUCAACAGGAAACAAAGGAGAGCCAUACACAGGGUGACUGCAGACCUCCUGAGAUAUCUGCUCUAAACCGGUCAUCCACAGAACUGGAUCCUCACACUGACCUCCCAGAUGUAGAUGUAGAGGAAGAGACCAUUUCCACCUCUGGCCAUUCGGAUAUAAAUGUAACCUUACCUGAUGGUCUCCAACACUGUUCCUUUAAUAUGAUGGAGAGUGGCGAAGUGAUGUCACAAGCUAACAAAACAGUGGAACCAGUUGUGACUUUUGUGGUAGAAGAAGUAUCUGACGAAAGAGCAAAUGAAAGCUUGAGUGCAGAUUCUGCAGAAAAACUGGAUGGAUUAAACAACCAAGAACAUCUGAAUGGAAAUACAGGACUUGAUUAUGACUCAAGAGACAUUCAAGAAGGAGAGCUGGAUCAUCAUGGCACCACUAGGGCAUCGGAUGUUGCUAAUGAUUGUGAAAUAUCCUCCCAGAUAUCAUUGAAACAGCACAAUGUUGAAAUAACAGUGAUGGACAGGCAUCAUGGAGAAGAAAGUGUACAAGCUGAAGGCAGUGAGAUUGCAUCUGAAGUCAAGAAUGGACCAGUCACAUCAACUGAUAUUAUUGUCGAUGGUCACCAUUGCUCCUUGACAGUUAACAACGCUAUGUCGUCUGCAAAACUAGACAAGCAACAAUAUUCAGAUGGAAACCCAGUACAGGCUAACAGUCAGGGUCCAAACAUGGAUGAACAAACAACGACCUCCAUCAGUGAAUCAACAGAAAACAUCCUUGAAAUCUCAGUGUCCAAAGAGUCAGCUUGUUCUGAGGAUCUAGUCACGGCUAUGCAGUUGGAAAAUUGCGCCUCAAAACUGGAUACAAUCCCAGAAGUUAGCCACGUUGAGCCAGAUGACACCCCUGCACUGAAUCCUGAAAAGAUCUCAUGUUUCACCCAAAGUCCAGAUGUUCAGCACCUCUGUGUGAGCAAUAAACAUGCAGCCGCUGAACAGCACCUAGAGAACCUGCUUCCAUGCACUGCAGAGGUCAACGAUGAGCUCUCACCAGAGGAACUCCAUAGCAACCUAGAGGACUGUGGGUGUUGCCUUGGUGAGUCACCUGCCUCCAAGGUGGCAGAUGGUCAAGGAGAACACCACAGGAUGGGAACUACUGGGUCUAGAAUGGAGGAGACAGAUGAUGAGGCAAAAGCUGUUAUUAACAGUAACACACAACUUUCCAGUCCGGUUUUAGAAGCAACAAAUGAACCUGGUGAUCAGAGGGAUGACAACGUGGUCAAAGUGCGCAUGAGAAAGCGAGAGCAUGCUCGCCUCGAUUCGAUGGUGUUGCUGCUGAUGAAGCUGGACCAGUUGGACCAGGAAAUAGACAAUGCCCUCAGUGCCACCUCCUCUAUGGACAGCACCCCGACCCUCCAUCGACGACAACGCCAGGAGUUUGAUGAAAGAUCUUUACCAGCAGAAUCACAAAACCCACCACAUCCGCACGCUGGUGCUGCCUCCAGCUCAGGACCCACAACAGCCCUCGGAGCAAAACCUAAGAGUGGGAGCACCUCCUCCGUUCCUGACAACACAAAAGCUGAAAUUGAAGCCAAAGAGGCCUGUACCUGGCUGCGAGCAGCAGGGUUUCCACAGUAUGCCCAGCUUUAUGAAGACGCCCUGUUCCCCAUCGACAUCUUCUCAGUCACCAGAGACCAUGACUUCCUCGAUCGGGACGCUAUCGAGGCUCUCUGCAGGAGACUGAACACCCUCAACAAGUGUGCUCUUAUGCGACUAGAGAUCUCACCGCAAAGGAAAAGAAGCGAGGACUCGGAUGAGGACGAGCCGUGUGCCAUCAGUGGCCGCUGGACCUUCCAGAGAGACAGCAAGCGCUGGUCACGUAUGGACGAGCUGGAGGUUUUCUCAUCUCUGACGACAGAUUCGGCGACGCCAACUUUUCCAAAGGACCAAGUAUCCCAAAAGGGAAAGCUGGCUCUGCAUGAAGGCAACAGCUCAGAGAGUGUGCUGACCGACCUCAGUGAGCAGCCUGAAGUGGGCUCCAUCCACAGCAGCGGGAGUGCAGGAAGAGGAGAGGAGAAGAGCCAUGGGCCGUCCCUGACAAGCGAAGCCGUCCUGGUUGGUGCUACUCGUGCUAGCUCCGUAGCGAGCAUGUGUUCGUCUUCAGGUACAGGCGGGUCAGGCUGCGCCAAUGAGGACUCUCUCUCUGAUGGGAUGCCUCCAUCACCCUUGGAGGCGCUUGAACAUUUUACCUUCGAUGUGAAAACAGGGAUGGGAGGACUGGGAGGACUGGGAGGUAGUCUGGACAGAGGGGGUGGCAGCGGCAAAAGCACACGCUCAAGAGCUAAAAGCUUCCUCAAGAGGAUGGAGAGCCUGCGACUGCGCAGUGGCACCACCUCGAAGAGAAAGAAGAAGGGGAGCACAGGUGGAGGGAAGAUAGAAAUCAGCGGCCCUGUCAUCAAAGAGGGUCUGGAUGAUGACAAGCUGCGAAGUCUCAACUGCGUGGACAUCUCCAGUAUCAACCUCAACCAGAACCUCAAUCACCACCGCAAUCCCUCUCAAACUAUGACACUUAACCGGAAUCGUUCUGUUUCCUACUCCACUCAGACCAGCAGCGGCAGCACUGGGAGCACCGGGAGCAGCCAGUCCGAAGCGAGCAGCGGGAGUGCGGUCAGCACGCCGAGCCCAGUAACCCGGGCUCGCAGCCACAGCACGGCCGCGGGGUCCGGAAAGAGAGGAGGGAUGUAUUUAGAGGGGUUCGACCCUUUCAGCAUUCUCCAACAAGCUUCAGAUCGACAGCCAACAACCCUGCCCAAAUCCGCCCCUCCCAUCACCUGCCAAGCCAGCAACGGGAUGACAGUGGAUGAGCAGAACCGCAGGAACAACUGCAGCGUUCAAGGCAACAGCGGACAAGCGGAAGAGGAAGAGGAGCAAGAGGAUGGCGGGAUCUUCUUCUUCUUACCAGAAGGUCACAAACCGGGAACCUUCCCCAAAGCCCUGCAGGACGGGAGUUCGCGCAACAACAACGGGAACGAUAACGGCAACUCAGUGAUCCUCAGGGGUAGGCAAAGCAGACGCCAGCGCCGAGUGUCCUCAGGCUCUGUCGACAGCAGGCUCAGUUUUUACGACAACGUCCCCUGCACUGAGAGAGAGGAGGAGGGGGACGAGGAAGAGGGGGACGAACGCAAGCUGGAGGAAGUGCUGCAACAUGUCAGCGGCCUGCAGAGGUUUGUCAACGCCUGGUCGGAGGCUGUGGCAGGGGAAGAGGAGGAAGAGGAGGAGGAUGAAGAGGAAGAAGGAGACUCGGAUUCGGCCCUGGACUCUGCCUCCCCGUGCCCGUCAUCUCCUCUGCAGAACCGGCUGGAGGAGACGGAGAACGGAAGUGACCAGGACAGCACAGGAAACCCUCUGGGCGAGGGAGAGGAGGGGAUGAGAGAGAGAAGAGACUCUGGUGUCGGGGCAUCUCUGACCAGAUCCAGCAGACCGCAGAAGCUUCGCUGGCCAAGCUUCCAGAACUCCCAUCGGCCAAGCUUGGCCUCGGCCCAGCUCCAGAUUAGCAGCCAGUCAGUGCUACAGAUGAAUCUGCUGCAGAAGCUCUCCCUGCUGCAGCUCACUGCUCUGCUGGAGAGACACACCCCGACAAACAAACAUGGCUUCAGCUGGGCUGUGCCAAAGUUUAUGAAGCGCAUCAAGGUGCGCGACUACAAAGACAGGAAUGUGUUCGGUGUGCCACUACAAGUCAUCGUCCAGCGGACGGGCCAGCCCCUCCCUCAGGGAAUCCAGCAGGCCAUGCGCUAUUUACGCAGCCAAUGCCUCGACCAGGUGGGUCUUUUCAGGAAAUCAGGAGUCAAAUCUCGCAUCCAAGCUCUCCGCCAAAUGAACGAGGCCAGCGGCGCAGACGGGGGCGGGGUCAACUACGAGGGCCAGUCAGCGUAUGACGUCGCAGACAUGCUGAAGCAGUACUUCAGAGAUUUGCCAGAACCCCUGCUCACCAGCAAACUGUCCGAGACCUUCCUCCAGAUUUAUCAGUACAUGCCCAAAGAGCUCCGCUUGCAGGCUGUGCGCGCCGCCGUGCUGCUGCUGCCCGACGAGAACCGCGAGGCUCUACGGACGCUGCUGUGCCUGCUGAGCGACGUGACAGCCAGCGUGGCUGAGAACCAGAUGACUCCCACCAACCUGGCCGUUUGUCUGGCCCCCUCCCUGUUUCAUCUCAACACUCUGCGCCGCAAGGAGAGCUCCUCCCCGAGGGUGAUGAACAGGAAGACGACACUGGGAAAGCCGGACCAGAGGGACCUGAAUGAGAACCUGGCUGCCACUCACGGCCUCGCACAUAUGAUCCAGGAGUGCAGGAAACUCUUCAGGAUCCCAGAGGAGAUGAAUCGCUGCAGGAACUCUUACGUGGAGCAGGCGCUGCUGCCAAGACGAUUGGAGGAGCUGGCGGGUGAAAACGCGGCACAGGGAGGUUACCGGGCCUACCUCCGAGACAGCCUGGACGCCCUCCUUAAAGACGCCAAGGACAAGUUUAAAGGAUAUGACAGCUGCUCCACGCCCGAGCACGCCGAGCUGUCCUGUAGGAAGGUUCAUGACGGUUUCCCUCUGCGACUAUGGAAGGUGACAGUGGAGUUGCCUGCAGGCGCAGAGGAAGUCUUGACCAGGGUGCUGCGGGAGCAAGGCCACUGGGACGAGGACCUGCUCGAGAGCCGGGUGGUGGAGACCCUGGAUGAGAGGACGGAGAUCUACCAGUACGUCAGGAACACCAUGGCUCCACAUCCCACCAGAGACCACCUGGUGCUCAGAACAUGGAUGACAGACCUGCCAAAGGGAGCGUGUGCUCUGGUGUGUACAUCCGUUGACCAUGAAGGCGCACCUGUCGUAGGCGUCCGCGUAAACGUCCUCACCUCACGCUACUACAUCGAGCCCUGUGGGACCAACAAAUCCAGACUCACAUAUAUUUCCAGGAUCGACUGCAGGGGUCGUUUCCCAGAGUGGUACAACAAACUGUAUGGACACUUGUGUGCUGCAGAGGUGGCGAGGAUACGUGACUCGUUCACUGUCUCCAUGGACAAAUAACAUGGACAACAGAAACUGUCUGUCCCAAACGGACUGUUGGAUCCUACAGAGGACCGGAAAUGAAUCAUUCAACCCAUCCAGGUUCCCAUUUAGAGGACAAACCCCUGAUCCUGGAUUGAAGGACUGUUCUUGCAGACUGAUUUUACCGUUAAAAAACCCAAAAAACACUCCGUUGGGGCUCUUAGUGCGCUGCUGCACAUCACACAAACAAUUAUCUGGGCCAAAGGAUGUGACGUCGCCGAUAACAUGGUGUGAGGUUUCAUCGAAAAGGGUGCUAUUGCUUCUGAGAAGUAACGGACGAUUCAUUAAGUGUGUGUGUGUGUGUGUGUGCGCGCACGUGUGUGUGUGUAUGCUUGUGUAUGUGGUAUAAGCAGCAAACAGUCAAUACAUAAAUAUUCCUCACGCUGGUUUCCAGUGGCAGCAUAAUGUGUACAUACAGUAUUCUGUUCACAGUAAGGCUUUGUGUCCGUAUGGUGUUACCUCUUUUUGUUUCUGUUACAGUAAAGCACAGGAGGUUUAUUAUUAUUAUUAUAGAAGAUAAUAUUAUGAUCAGCUGAUUGAUGAAUCCAUUGGUGCAGAAAGAUGUGAAUGUGCUGACUGAAUGGAAGACAAUAGACAGGAUGUGGUGAGGUGAGGUGACAGCUGAUGGUACAGAAGGUUAGGAUGUUAGUAGAGAAAGGUAGAAACAGAUGAGGACGGGUGGCUGGCUCACCAAAAAAGAGAAAAAGAAACAUCCAGAACAGGACCUAGACAGGAAGUCAAAUCCAGUUAGCUUCAAUGAGGUCAUUAGUUUGAUCCAAAGUUCAUUUUGUUGUUGAAGUUAUAAUAUAUAACAAAAUAUACAUUCAUUCAUUAACAUUUAAAACCAGAACAAGCUGUGUUGAAGAAAGAGGCACACCAACACAGCUAAAGUGAAAGACCAACAGAUCUAAAGUAAAGGACCAAAUGUGGAUUUUGAUGAAAGGAAUCUCCUCCCCAUAUUGAGCUUUCCCUCACUAGUAGAAAGUUAGAGUUAGAGCACCGUCAGUUCACCUUCUUUUAUCGUUUUAAGCUGUUAACACUUGUAUACAUGUAAAAAAAAUAAAAGUAAAAUACUUAUAUGGAAUUCACAAAGAUAGAACAGAAAAAAAAAAUGCACAGAAACCUCGGGCUAGUCCUAUAGAAGAUGAGAAGUAAGCAGAGAAACAAUGGUCCUUUUAUAAAGGUGGAGAUUUUACAGGUUUUACUGUAAAGGAGAGGGCGGAUUGAAUGUUUGUGUGAUUUCAAAAGAAGGAAUAUAAACAACUCUCUUCAUGUAAGCUUCUUUCUCCGUGCUGUCGUAUCAGUGUUUUUUAAAAAAAGAAGUCAAGAUGAAGGUCUUCAUAACUCUCUGAAAGUCGACCUUUAUUUAGUAACUCUCACGCUUUAAUCUGAGGACUCGCAUACGUCAUGUGGAGCUGUAUGAUUAAUACUCUAAGCCAUCGUUCAUUAUUGUAAGCGUCUGUACCCUUUAACUGUGUUUCUGCCAAAUAAUAACGCAUGACAGUGACAGUUAAUUUAAACAAAUAUAUUUAUACCUCAGAUAUAUGUUUGUUUUGUAUCAUACGAUGUUGUGUUAUUUUAUUGUAAAUGUUCAGCUUUGUGUUACUGAAAUGAACAAAUGUUUUAUCUUUUUUAUUAAUAUUAUUUCUGUACAGGUUAAUCAAAGUGCACUAUUAAAUGUAUUAAAAUAAAUAAAAAAAACGUG
Labrus bergylta (ballan wrasse) is the source of this 8013-nucleotide messenger RNA. It is a transcript of the gene dlc1, whose product is annotated as DLC1 Rho GTPase activating protein. Gene Ontology annotation, molecular function: GTPase activator activity; protein binding; lipid binding. Gene Ontology annotation, cellular component: membrane raft; focal adhesion. The record is from RefSeq and is a predicted model, not a curated record. NCBI's taxonomy places the organism in Eukaryota, Metazoa, Chordata, Actinopteri, Labriformes, Labridae. Gene Ontology annotation, biological process: actin cytoskeleton organization; regulation of Rho protein signal transduction; signal transduction.